Nezara viridula (southern green stink bug) is the source of this 3847-nucleotide messenger RNA. The record is from the annotation of a GenBank genome assembly. Lineage: Eukaryota; Metazoa; Arthropoda; Insecta; Hemiptera; Pentatomidae.
AUGGUCCAGGUAGAAGCCGACAUGACGGGCUCGAGGCAGGAUGAGAAGCAGGCAGGCGUCCUUCCGGGGCAAGUCUCCGCGCUACGUGCUGACCCAAUAGCAGAUUCACCAUAUGAAGAAGCCUUAUCCAAAACAGGAUAUGGAAAAUUCCACUAUUACGUCCUCAUCUUAUUCGGUGGAACUUACAUCGCAUCUUCCAUGGAGGUGACAUUAGUCUCAUUCAUAAUUCCAGCUGCUAAAUGUGACUUCUCGAUGUCUUCGCAAGAUGCUGGAAUACUCACGGCUGCACCUUUGUUUGGGAUGACUCUUGGUUCCUUUUUCUGGGGUUUCAUGGCAGAUUUGAAUGGAAGGAGGAAUGUACUGGUUUACUCACUUAUAUUUGGUGGACUAUGUGGUUAUGCGUCUAGUAUUGCUCAAUAUUUUCCAGUAUUCUUGCUUUUGAGGUUCUUUAAUGGUUUUUGUAUGGUCGGUGCUUUGAGUCUCUGUUUACCGUUUCUUGGAGAGUUCCAACCAAUCAGAAUAAGGGAAAAAGUUUUAUGUUGGAUGGAACUGGCCUGGACUUCUGGCAUUAUAUUAUUACCAGCUAUAGCAUGGCUCAUCAUACCAAUGAAAUUUGAAAUAAAGACUGAUUAUUUCUUAUUUCAUUCGUGGAAUCUCUUCGUAAUUGCUUCUGCAACACCUGCUUUUCUUUUGGGAUUGUGGGCAUUGCGGUUUCCAGAAAGUCCAAAAUUUCUCUUUGACAUUGGAGAGCACGAAAAAGCGUUAGAAGCCAUGAAAUAUAUUUAUCAUAUCAAUACUGGAAAACCAAAGGAAACAUUUCCAGUUGAAAGUUUAGAAGAGAAAGGAAUCAGUAUUGUUGGUUUCAGCAUGGAAUAUAGUAAAACUAAAAAACAUACAAGGAGUCUGUCUGUACUUGUGCGUAAUAUGGUAGCCAUUGCAAAGACUUUAUUUAAACCACCAUACAGGAAGAAGACUCUUCUCAGCUGCUCAAUUUCCUUUGGAAUCACUUCAUGUUAUUACACCCUGAUGAUGUGGUUCCCAGAACUUUUCACACGCUUUGAGUACUAUUCAGUACUGCAUCCUGGUAAAAGUGCUUCAGUAUGUGAAGUAAGUUCUGUUUUUAUUGAAAGAGAAGGCCCUUGUCAAGCCAAUAUUGAAAAUCAGGUUUAUCUGAACACAAUAAUAGUUGGAAUAGCAUGUAUUCCAACAAGUCUUUGGCUUCCAACUUGUGUGAAUAAGUUGGGAACUAAAUUCUUUAUAGUGUUUUGUGUUUUCUCUGCAUCUUGUCUUUCAUUUGGCAUGAACUUUGUUACAACAUCAACUCAGAAUUUGGUUUUAUCAUGCUUAUUUGAAGCUCUUACUUCACUUGGGGUUGUGACUCUUUAUUGCAUACUAGUGGAAAUAUUUCCAACAAAUGUUAGGGUAAUGGCCACUAGUCUCACAAUAGCUAGUGGUAGGAUGGGAGCAUUACUAGGAAACUUAGUUUUUGGAUACUUAAUUGAUUUAGAGUGUAUAGUUCCAAUCCUACUUUGUGCAGGUGUUCUAUUUGUAACUGGGAUCACAUGUAUAUUUCUACCUGUAAAAAUGAAAAUAAAAACAAUUGAAUUUAUUUGAGGAUAGACAAUGCACAUCAGCAAUGAUUAUCCAAUCUCCUGAAGUUAUAAGAGUGUUAUUUUAUAUGAUAAUACUUCAUUAUAACUUUCCAUGAUUGUAAAAUAUACUAAUUAACCUUAAGUAGCAAACAAAUUGUUACUUUAAGCAGUUAAGAAUUUAGUACUGAUUGUGAUAUUAUAUGUUUACUCUUCUUAUUUAUUAGGGUAUGAAAAAUGAAACUAGUCAAAUAUUUAAAAGGCAAAAUUACAAGUUGUGCCUGAUCGCUUACUAGUAUUAAAAUUUAAAUACAACUGGGAAAAAACACAAGUUAUAUACUGUGUGAGAUCUAUUAAAAUUUGAAGAUUCAAUCUUUUGAAAUGCUGUAGAAGAAAUAGGAAACUUUUAUUAAAUACCAUAAAAUGGAGGAAUUUUAAACAUAUGUUUAGUUCUCUAUGAAAAGGAAAUUUUUUCUUGGACGUUGGCAAGAAACAAGUGAUUCUAAUUUUUAAAUAAUAUUACCCAUCAGGAUUUAAAGUUCCUUCCUUUUACAAUAAUGAUAAAAUGGUCAAAUUAAGUGCGAAAUGUCAUUCUUUUCUGAUCAAAUGGCAGUUUUUCACUUAAAAUACUGACUCGAUAAUAUUAAUGUAAUUAUUUUUUCCUUGUUGGAUGUGAUGUAGAUACGAAUAUUGUUUAUAACUUUACAAAAUAAUCAAUAUCAUCGAUUUAUUUUUAUCUCAUUCUAGUUUAUACCUUAUUAAUCAUAAAAUUUUGUAAUCUUUCGAUAUAUCACCUAUGUUCUCCUUGUGAUCCUGUACUAAUUUAACAAUCUCUCAAUAAAUAUAGGUAGAUCAAUAAAAUAUAUUCAUAGUAGCUAGUUAUAAAAAUAUUUUUAAGAUUCAAUUGUCGUGAAUAUCUGAUCUAAAAUUGAAAAUAAAAUGAGAAUGCUUGUGCCAAAGAAUUUAUCAUUUUUAGAAUCAAUAUUUUAAACGUUAAUUAUUCAGAUUAAAAUAAAUAUAUUGUAAUUUAGUUUUAAUUAUCAUAAAACUCAUUAGCAAAGAUUGAUCUGUUUUAAAGCUAGAAUGCUCAUAUUACUAAGCAAAAGUAAUUUUUAAAAGUGUUUUAAUACUUUACUCUUAUAUAUUUAUUAAGCAAUACUUAAGUAUAUUUGUAAAUUAUUAAAAAUUAAUUAUAAAAUCUUGAAAGUUAUAUUAUAUCGCACUGUAAGAAUACAAGAAACACUAUUGGAACUAUAAAAAAUUUCAACAUAGAAACAUUCAGGGAGAUUUCUUAUGACAAAGAACAAAUCCAAUCAUCAUCAUCUAUUGUUUUAGCCUAGUAUUUGAGGGCUGGCUACUGUGGAGGAUGAUAGUGACCAACUGUUAAAAUUCUUGACAUUACAAAGUUUUGAUUACUGUCACUUGUAUUCUCUCAAUGUGAUAUAUACUUUACCCAAAAUGUCAGUCUAUUGAUGUUUAUACUUAUUGUUUAAAGAAGUAAUCAAAAUAUUCCAUUUUGGGGUGCAAAAUCAUAGAUUAUUUCAUCAUAAUUUGCAUAAUUUGUGGCGGGAAAACUUUAAUUUAAAUCAACUUAAAAAUCAUUGAUCAUUUUAAUUAAAAAAUAAUAAUCAUGCUAUUGGGGCUAACAUUUCUUCAAUUUCAAUAAAUAUGUGGUCAUGUUACCAUCUAAAAAUGAGGCCUUGAUAGUCAAGAAAGUCAGGUUAAAGUUCAGAGUGAUAUAGACACGUUUUCUGACAGGAUCAAUCAAAAUUUAUUUCAUGGAGGUCUCUCUAACUGAAUAUUGAAACUCCCACUCCAGUAAAAGAUCGGGGCAAACCUCUAAGUAACUCUACGUCCAAUAGACCCACUUGCCAGAUUUGUUCCCCUCCAGCAAAAGUACCAGUAACAUUUUGAGCUAUUUAUAUUGUAUAAUAUGUAAUAAACUAUCUGAUUCAGUAGUAUAUUAGCUAAAUACAGCCUGCUUAUGUAAAAUAACAUUUACUAAAUAGAAUCAAAUGUAAAUUAUUCUAAAUUUUGUAAAAUAAUAUAAGAAAUUUUAAGGCUGAUUCAUUAAUUUUAAGAAUUAUUUAUAUAAUCAUUACUUAUUAUAAUAAUUAAAUACUUAUUGUAAGUACGAUUCCCACCCCCAUGUAUAUAUGUAUACUGUAAAUAAGUUACAAUCAUUUGAUAAUUAUUAAAAUGUAAUAGGCUUAAAUCGUAUUUAUAAAUUGAAAUAUACGUUACAAAAUCAUGAAUUA